Molecule: messenger RNA, 2744 nt
Organism: Polistes canadensis
Lineage: Eukaryota; Metazoa; Arthropoda; Insecta; Hymenoptera; Vespidae
Product: E3 ubiquitin-protein ligase Topors
Exons: 6
Coding region: 440-2638 (732 amino acids)
Source: RefSeq, a predicted model, not a curated record
AUAGAAGUUAAUCGAAAGUUUAUUCUUACGCAUGCAUUUACGUGUAUGCGUUUCUUUGGUUAUUUCUCAUCUAAUCUCUUAAAAGAUUCACAGUAUUUAUUAUCUAAAUUUUGCAUGUGCAGUGUUUCUUAUGAAGUGUUGAUUCAGAUUCAGAAUUGUUCAUGCAAUGCUAUUAAAUUAGUACAUUUUUUUUAUUAUUCGUGUAACGGUAGAAAAAAAUGUUUGGAAUAAUUUGUAUAACUUUUUAAGUUUACGACACGCAUAUGUGCAAUACAUUAGAACAACUAAUAUUUAUUUGAAGUUAGGUGGUGAAUAAACCGUCGUUGAAAAGGGGCGCAGAUAGUGAUAAAUCUCGUUUAUCUUUUGUUCAUCCGUGCGGACGGCGUUGGGAGAUACUAUUAGUGAAGAAUUAUCCCGACAAACAGAAAAUAAUUAAGCUAUGACAUCGAUGGAUACGGAUUCUGAAAGCCAGGAUAGUGAUGAUGGGCGUCGAUUCCGCUUUGAAGCUACUCGCAAGGAUGCAGCUAUAAUCCCAGACACUGUGAGUAAAGAGAAAUCGCAUAGGAAGAAAUCAAAACACAGAUCUCAUUUAGAGGAUAAAAAUUAUCGCGAUAGAAAAGAAAGAUCUAAGCAUGAAACUAGUAGAAAAGAGUCUCAACAUUCAAGAGAACGAGACAUUGAUGAAAAAGAAUCUAGACAUAUUACCAAACAUGCAAAAUACGGAACACAUAAAGAUUAUAAAAGCACAAAAGAAAGUGAUUCUACAUCAGUUGAUAAAAAUCUAAAAUAUUCUAUGGACUCAAAAGAUAGAUUACGAGAUUUGAAGCACUCUAGAGAAAGAGAACGUAAUGGUCAUCGUAGAAACUCUCGAGAACAUUCUCGUGAUAGAAGUUACGAUGAUAGAUCAUCUGUAGACAGAUAUAGAAGCAAAUAUCACGAUAGACAUAAAUAUUCUCGACAUAAAAGUCGGGAUAGAUCAUGUCACUCGAAUCGAUUAAAAUUAUUGGAUAAUGACAAAUCUCGAAAUGAACAUGGAAGAUAUGAUUCAAUUAAAAAGACCAAAAAUAAACGACUGCAUCCUUUAGAAAAUGAACAUAGUGCGUAUGAAAAUAUUGAACAGAUUCAUGAUUGUAAUGAAUCUCAUUCAAUGUCAUUGAAUAAAGUUUGCAAAGCAACUACUCCAUUAGAUACACAAGAUUGUAAAGAUUUAGAUUUACGUGAUUUCAAUGUUCUAUCAGAAACAGAUGAAAACAUAUCUGAUAUUUCAGAUUCUAGAAGUUUGUAUUCAUCUUCUUAUUGUCAUAAGACUAAAGUAAGAAGAGAACAGUUAAAAAAUCAAUAUGAAUGUGUAAAUAAAAAACAAGUAGCACCUGAUCAGGAACACGUGGAAGAACUACAAAAGGUAAAUUGCAAGAACAAUACACCACUGUUAAGUUCAAGUAAUAAUAAUCCUAGUGUCAUUUCAGAUACUUUAUUAGAUUCUUUAGAACCAACAUCUAUAAUGAACAAUCAGGUGCAAUCAUUACAAGAAAAAGAUGCAAAAUGUGAUACGUUUAAGUAUCACAGUGAGUCUAGUGAAAAAAAUAAUAGUUUUAUAUAUGGACCAGUGUUACCACCGCAGAUUAAAACAUCUCAAUGUACAUUAAAUGAAAACAAAAGUACAAAUCUGUAUACAUCCUUAUCUACUGAAAAACUUGAAACUAAAGAAUGUAUCGUCAAAGAUAUUAGUGAAGAAGAUUAUAAAAUUGCAUUGAUUGGACCUUGUUUGCCAAAAAUGGAAGAUUCGUCAAAUAAUCAUGAAAAUUCAAAUACAAUGAGUGCUUUAAAUUUGGAAGAAGUAAAUCAGGAACAUCAAGAAUCUCACAGUGCAUCGAAAAAUAUUAAUGAAUUUGUGGAUGACGCUACUGCUUUUGGACCAGCAUUGCCACCUCAUUUAAUAAAACAACCAAAUGAAGGAGACACAAAAAGUAAAUUGAUAGGACCUGUAAUACCAGAAAACCUAAAACUACUUAAUGAGGAAGAACGUAUGGCUAUGUAUUCACAAUUAGAAGAUGAGGAUUCAGAUACGCCCUCUUUAACCGAUUAUGGUGCAACAAAUACUGGCCAAAAAUACCAGGAAUUACAAACUCCUGGAUUACAUUAUUUUCAUGAAAUUAAACAAGAAGUUGCCAAGGAUGUAGUACAUAAACGUGAAACGUGGAUGAUGGAAUUACCUCCAACUCGAGCAGCUGAUUUUGGAUUACGUGCGCGAAAAUUUCGACUUAGACCUGGACCAGACAUGUCUGACAGAUCUUGUUGGACCGAUACUCCAGAGGAUAAGGUUAAAAAACGAAAGGCAGAAGAAGAAGCAGCAGCAUUACGCAGUGUAAAGAAACCAGAUAGCAUCGAGUUACUUAAGGAAAAGCCAAAGAAGACUAAAAAGCAAGAAAAAUCUUUGCUGGAAAUACACCAAAGUAAACUUAAAAAGAGAAAAAAGAAGGAAGAAAAGGAAGCAAAAGCCGCUGGAUUACCAACUAGAAGGCCAUUCGAUCGCAAUAUUGAUUUACAAGUUAAUCGAUUUAUGGAUCCUUCGCAAAAAAGAUCUGUUUUAAUGAAAGCAGGAAUGUUGAAUGAUAGAUUUUCACGUGGACAAAUAUAGUAAUUUUAUUGUGCUUGUAAAACCUCUUGUAGAUUUUGAAUUUUCGUAAUUAUAAUUAGUUACAGCUGAGUGCCUUGAAGUAUAGCAAUAAAAUAAUUUUCAUUGA